Molecule: messenger RNA, 3671 nt
Organism: Gasterosteus aculeatus aculeatus (three-spined stickleback)
Lineage: Eukaryota; Metazoa; Chordata; Actinopteri; Perciformes; Gasterosteidae
Gene: card14
Product: caspase recruitment domain family, member 14
Biological process (GO): regulation of apoptotic process
Cellular component (GO): cytoplasm
Molecular function (GO): CARD domain binding
Source: RefSeq, a predicted model, not a curated record
UCACAGUCCACUGUUCUUUUCAUCGGCAAGGGGAUGAGUCAGUGGCGAGUGUCUGUCGCUCGCUGUGCUUCAGCCGCGUGACCGUCUCCCCUUCAGACGAGGGAGGAAGGAACAACGCACUCAGGAUGGCAGGCGUGGAGUGUGUUCCCGAGAGUCACGACCUCGGACAGAUGGGCGACGAGGAAUUGUGGGAGCUGAUAAACGACAACCGCCACCGGAUCUCCUUGGGGGUGCGGCCAUGCAUCCUGAUCCCCUACCUGAGGCAGGCCAGGGUGCUCACCGAGAUGGACGAGGACGAGAUCCUCUCCUGCCACAACCUCACCAACCGCAGCAUGAGAACCAGCCACAUGCUGGAUCUGCUGAGGACCCAGGGGAAGAAUGGGGCCGUGGCCCUGGUGGAGAGCCUGAUGAUCCACUACCCGGCCCUGUACACCCAGGUCACGGGGCGCAAACCCAGCACCGAGCCGUCCAGAUUCAGUGGCCUGAUAAAGUACUCGGAGCUGACGGAGUAUCUGGUCAGAGCAGUAACGGGGAUGCAGAAAGAGCUCCAGGCGGCGCGUGACGAAGCCAGCAAAAAGAGCGCCCGCUGCGCCUCUCUGCAGUCCGAGAUUCAGCAGAUGAAGGAGCUGUCGGAGAGGUCCAGAUGUCUUCAGUCUGAAAAUCAACACAUGCGGAGACUCUUGGGUUCUUUGCAACAUGACAUCACGAGGCUGAAGGAUGAAAAGUGUGACCUGUACAUGCGCUACACAGGAGCCGUUGAGGAGAAAUCCUCUGUGAACCUGCGGCUCCAUGACCUCAACCUGCAGCUGUACCAGCUGCAGACCGAGCUGCAGAAGGCUCAGGCGGACAGCGAGUUCCAGAAGCGGCAAUCUCUCAGGUGCGCUGAGACGCCGCAACUGCAAGACAAGGCCAGGAAACUGCAAUUCCAGCUGGUGAAGGAGGAAAAACUGGACCCGGCUCGACGGGACAUCUUGGCACAGGACCUGGCCGAGGCCAUUGACAGCCAGGUGGAGCUUGCAGAGCAGCUCAGGUGUUACAGAGAGGAGAACGAACAGCUGCUGGGAGAGAAGCGAGUGCUCUUGGAGCAAAAAGAGUGCCUGAGCCUCCAGGUGCAGCAGCUGACCCUGGACUGUAACAUGCACCAGAAGAAGAUCACUGUGAUCCAGAACCAGAUGAAAGAGCUGCAGGCAGAGAGAGACCAAGCGUACCUGUCCAGAGACGAGGCCCAGACCAUGAUUGCCCGUAUCCUGGCUGAGAAGGACACCCUGCGCUCUCAGCUGGUCGAGCUCCAGGAGCAGGUCUGCAGCAUGCAGGCCCAACGCUGCCCCAGCAAACAUCUACGGAGGAGGUCAGAUUUGACUACGGAGUGGGACUGGGAGAGCCUGAGAUCCAGCUUUGAAAAUGGCCCAACGUCUCCACCCAGGAUCUCCAACCGACGAAGACUUUGUCGCAUGGAUGCAGUCAAUCCCCAUUCCAUCAGUUCCUUCACUUCAGAGUGUGAAGAUGCAGGUAGUGUCCGAUCCCGAAACGUGGAGCCCCCCUGUCCAGAGUCUCUCCGCAGAAGGGAGGAGGCUUUGUAUGCAGACAGCUCGGAAGCAGUGCAGAGUGAAUUUCUAUUGGAAGACUUUGUGUUUAUCCCCACAGAAAUUGAAGACGGGAACAAGUCCAGAUUUUCCUCUUGUAAGGCCUCCUGCAGUGAUGGCCUGUGCAGAACCUCGGUGCCUCCCUUCCUGAUGCGCUCGCGUCAGAAAGCGAUCCGGGUCAACGGCCGCGUCCUGAGCAUCUCGCUCCAGGGGGAGGCGCUGCUCCAACAGCUGGCAGUGGUGGGAGGCAACAAGACAGGAGUGUUUGUGCACCAGGUGACCGAAGGCACCGCUGCCCACACCGUCGGCAUCGGCCCCGGGGCGCAAAUAGUGGAGGUGAAGUACGAGCAGAACCAGAAGGCUCUGAGAAUGGUGCUGGAGGAUUCCACUUUGGAGGAGGCCAUGUGGGCUCUUGGCCAGGUCACGGGCCUCUGUCACCUCUCCCUCCGGCCGCGGCAAGAUGACUACGAGGCGCUGCUGCAGCAGCUGCGGAGCAACGAGACGUCCUCUGGAGACUCCUUCUACGUACGGGUCAACUUGUCUCUCCCUGCUGGGCCCAACUGGACCCUGGCUGUGUCCUGCAACGACAUCCUUCAUGUGACCAACACGCGACCCGCUGGCACCAAGGACUCCUGGUACGCCAGCCAGGUUCACCCCUGUCAGCUACUGGACCUCCAGAGCGGCAGCUUACCCAACUAUUACAGGGCACAGCGACUUCUGAUUAGAGCCAUUGAAGACAUGACUUUUCAAACAAAGAGCUCUCAAAAGGUUGCGCGUUUCGGGGCGGGGAAUAAGCAGAAGGUUGUGAGGAUUGUCGGCACCGGGCGCCAGGGCAGGAAGCCACUUUGGGUCAGUGUGGAGGGAGAAAACAGCGUGCAGAGUCCAGAAUCAGGUGAUACUUCUGCACCCAGGAGUUGUCUGACCCUCAUGCCCUACAGCCUGGUCACGCCACACUUCCCACCCGUCUGCAGGCCGGUCCUGCUGCUGCCCACCAUCCUGGGACACAUCCUGAGCAAGAAGAUGGCAGACUGGCAGGGCUUCCGGCUCUGUGAGCCUGAGGUGCUGAGCUCCAGCGAGCAUGCAGCCCGGCUGCAGAGGUCCGAGAUCCUGGAGGAGUGCGAUGAGGGACGAAGCUGCUGCUACACCCUGCAGAGUGUCGAGAAAGUCAUGAAGACGGGGACUCACUGUGUGCUGCCGUUGGGGCUGGACUGUGUGCGUCGGCUGCACCGCGCCGAUAUCUUCCCCAUCAUCAUCUUCAUCGGCCAGUCGGCACGUAGUGCAAAGAAACUGAAGUCCAAGCUGCAGCGUCACAGCCAGUCGGAGGAGCAGCUGUUGGCGUGUUCGAGGAGCGAGGAGCCGCUGCUGGACAAGCUGCCCUGCCUGUAUCACAGCGUGGCGCAGGACUCCUGGUGUGACCAGAACUCGCUGCUGACCCACCUGCGCACCAUCAUUUGGGAGGAGCAGAAGAAGAUCGUCUGGGCGGAGCCUGACCUGUGGUAAAACAGAGGAGAGAUUAAAAUAAAUGGAAAGUGCUGAAAGACCUUUUUCAUAACAUGACCUUGAGAAUAGAUUCAGCUUACAAUUCAUAUUUUUGUAAACAUGCGUUUAUGCGUGUAUGUGUAUGCGUUUAUGCGUGUAUGUAUCUAUGAUACUUAUAAGGAACUGGGUGACGGGAGUCUCAGAAAGUGCUAUGUAUUGUACUUUCAAAGUGUAUGGCGCUGUGGCACUAUUUACUUUAACCUAACAUGAAAACAUGUUCUUCUCUUUGUUGCCUCACUUUUUGAGGCCUUUGUUUAAGGCGAACGCCAGCUUGAGGUGUCCCCUAAAAACACAAGCAUAUAUGGGUUCAAACCACAAUUUAUUGUAGAUCAUUUCCCAAUAUGAGGGACCUCCGGAUCUGUCAUCUCGAGUGCUUAAUCGGAAUGUUUUGGUUUUGUUUUGUUUGUCAGUUAAGGGAUUAGAUAUUUUUUGCGUGCAUGGGGUUAAUGAAAGAGUUUGUGCUCAUAAUGUCCUUCAUUGUGCCGCCAAAUAUUCGGUCUGUCUUUAUUGUCGACUUUUAAUAAACUGUGCUAACCCUCUGAAUUUCUG